Messenger RNA from Artibeus jamaicensis (Jamaican fruit-eating bat), 4591 nucleotides. RefSeq names its product tektin bundle interacting protein 1 (gene TEKTIP1). Bases 2089 to 2715 code for a protein of 208 amino acids. Lineage: Eukaryota; Metazoa; Chordata; Mammalia; Chiroptera; Phyllostomidae. The transcript is spliced from 4 exons. The record is from RefSeq and is a predicted model, not a curated record.
GCUGCCGAAGAGCUCACCACUGGCUCUGAGUGAAGGACCCGUUUGCCCAGGGAGAGCUGUCUGAGGGGUGCCAGUGUCCCUGACUCCAUGGUCUAGUGGGGGUGAGGAUGGUGCGCACUCAUAGCAGUCCUUGCAGCCCAGCCGGGGACGAGGUGCCACAGGUCAGGGGUGGUGGUCAUGUGCUGUGAGGUAGGGGCAGUGCGGGGAGGGCCUACCUGGGGGCUGCAGGCUAUAUGAGAGCUCUCAGGCAGGGUAGGUGCUGCUGCCAUCUCCACCUAACAGGACCAAAGCCAGCAGUGGGGGUGUCUCCCAUCCAGUGUCCUCAUCUGGGGGAGGUCGGUGGGUGGCAGGAGUGGGGGCAAGUUCUGUUGUGUCCUUUGAUCAUUGAAUGUAGCUUUUUGGGGAAAGUAGUGGGUGAGGCAGAGGCCAGUGCAGCGAGAGACCAGUGGAACACCUUAGGCACUUCUCUGCUGGUAAAGGUCCCUGUCCUAGGCACUAGGGACUACAGAACAGACCAUAUUCCGUGACCUGCCCUGGUGGAGUUUGUUGGGUAUGAGGGAGCUGUGUGCUAUGUGACGGAGGUAGGAGGCUUUGGGAAGGGACACCUUUGAAGCCAGGCUUGCAGCAAACCUUGCGCUGGAGCAAGGGCUUGAAAACGAUUGGGAGACACCUGGGCAGAGGGCUUUCCAGGCACUGGGCACAGCCUGUGCAAAGGUCCUGGGCAGGGCAGGACCUGAUUUGUUGGAGGAACAGUGAGGAGGCCCAUGUGGCUGAAGCAGAAUGAGUGAGUGGGGGGAGAAAGUGAGGCAGGGAGGGGCCUGAGCAGGUCAUGCAGGCCCUCGUGGGCCAUUGGAAGGACCUGGGUCUCUACCCUGAGGGAGGCGAGAGCCCUGGUAUGGUACUGAGUCAAGAAAAGAUGUGUCGGGCCCUGACCCCUGGUGCAGGGACACAGGCCAUGGAGGAGGUUCUGCCAGGCUGGUGAUGUGACUGGCCAGGACCAAGUGGUGAAUGGAAGGCAGAGUCUGGAUUUUAUUUUUAAAAAUCAUGGUAAAAUGUGCAUAACUUAGAGCUUACCGUCUUGAACUGCACAAUUGGGUGAUGUCUGGUGCAUUCACAAUGUUGUGCAAACAGCACUUUUUGUCUCAUUUUUUUAAAAAGAUGUUAUUUACAUUUUUUUAAAGAUUGUAUUUAUUUUGGGAAAGAGGGGAAGGGAGGGAGAAAGACGUGAGAAACACCGUUUGGCUUCCUUCUGUGCACAUCCCAACUGGGGACCGAACCUGCAACCUCCGACUGGGAAUUGAACCAGCAACCCCUCGGUUCACAAGCCGGCACUCAAUCCACUGAGCUGCACCAGCCAGGCACAAACAGCGCUUCUAGAACAUUUCCAUCACCUCAAAAAGAAAACCCAUCUCUGUUAGCAGUCACCCUCAGCCCCUGGCAACCAUGAACCCACUUCCCGUCUGUAGAUGUGCCUGCUCUGGACAUAGCACAUAAGUGGAAUCACACUCGGUGGCAUUUUGUGUCUGGCUUCUCUUACUGAGUUCAAGGUCUCACAAGUUAUCAUGUGUUCAAGGUCCAUCCAUCCACAUUGUAGCAAGUGUCAGUGCUUCACUCCCUGAAAUGGCUCAGUAAUAGUCCAGUGUGUGGAGGGACUACGUUUUGUCUAACCAGCUGAUGGGCAUUGGGAUUUCCACUUUGUGAUUAUUUUGAAUUGUUGCUGGGAACAUUUGCUUGCAGGUUUUUCCUCCAGUGUAUUUUGGAAACAGAUGAGGACCGGGUGGGGGUGAGGAGAAGUCUAAGCACCUGGAAAGGUGCAGCCGAGAAUGCAGAAGUGAAAUUCCAAAGCUUCAUUUGGCUCAGAGGCCCCAUGUGGAAAUACAGAAAGGGGGCCAGGGGAGCCCUGAGCCCCCAGCCACUCAGGUGUGGCCCCACCUCCUUCCUUCAGCCUCAGCUAGGGCGGGAGGGAGUGGGCUGGCCAGGAGCCAGGGCCACCAGCAGCAUUGCCAGGACACAGAAUGGCCUUUGUUGCUGUCAACAAUGGCCUCACAGGCACUCUAGGCAGGAGCACCCAGGAACCCAGAGGCAGACAUGCAGACCCCGAGGCCGGAGGCUACCCAGCACUGUAUCCCCCAGGGGACCCUGGAAGUGGACUUCCCGGCACCUCUCUACAGUGAUGACUACCUGUCCCUCAUGGGGCCCUGCUGGCCACCAGCCAUCAAGCAGGCAGUACGCUGGGCCUACACACCCAUGGGAUGUGACGCAGCCAGCCAGCUGUGGUAUACUGGCCUAACCAACUCGGGUUUCCGCGAAGCCUGGUAUACACUACCAAGGGCCCUGGACAUCCCCUACCGCGAGGCUUAUGCCCACUGGCUUGGAUGCUACAGCCACCGGAAGCACAGCAUGCCCUCAGCCUACGCCCAGCACCUCCGGGAAACUGCCUGGUAUGACCCCAUCGUGCCCGCCCAGUACAGGGUCCGCAGCCCACGGUGGGGGACCAUGCUGUGGAAAGACAGACCCAUCUGGGGCAAGGAAUAUGUGGUUAACAGGCACCAGUACGGGGUGGAGCCGCUGGGGCUGGCCUCAGACUACGUGCCCUACCUGUCUGCACUGCAGCGCCCGCGCUACACGGCCCAGAACUACCGGCAGUGGGACCUAGAACCCUACUGCCCAUCCACUGGCCAGCGACCCCAACCCCUCUACACAUCUGCAGUCUGAUAAAGACUCCCUCUGGGGAUGCUGCCCCUGGAUGUAUGUUCACGUCUGGGGAUCGGGGCGCUGGUCAAUCAGGGAAAGGGAGUCACUAGCCAGAGGUCCCGGGCAGGGGUCCCUGCUGCCCUCAGCGUUCCAGGGCCAGGCAGACGGCUGGGGCCCGUCCUCCCCACGAGUGGCUCUUUAUCACUGUCAGCAGUGCCCUGGAGACCCCAGCCAUGCUGGGGGUGAGGUGGGGCUGGGGCUGAGUUCAGGGCAGCCCUGGGGCCCCAAGACCUUCACAUCCUGCCCCCAUGCAACUUGGGGCACCCCAAGUCAUCCAUUAGAAUUAGGCUUGGGCAUCCCCAAACUCAUGAGGACCCAUAGGCCCCUGGUAUCCAGGGGGCCCAGCUAGGCAUCCCAUCCAGCAGAGAUGAGUCCAGCCCAUCUGGUCCUCACCCACCAUCCCUGCAGCCAGGCAAGGAAGGGGAGGGGUGGGGACUGGAGAAGCAGGGGCUGGAAAGUGCGCAGUUGAGCUCUUUUGCAUAGGGCAGGACUCCAGGGGCUCCUGCAAGAGAGGGUAGGGGUGGGGUUAGUGAGCGUGGGGCCUGUCCCAGCACCCCCCACCCACAGCCAGGUUGGGAAAUGGCAGAGGUUGUGUGUAACUCACAGCUCCGCAGGCGGAUGGGCCAGAUGAGGAGACUGCACACAGAGAGGGUGGCGGCCACGCCUAUGCCGCCUGUCACAGCCACCAUGACCCAGUGGUAAAAGCCCACACAGGCCCUGCAGCAGAGCUCCGAGCUGGGGCAACAGAGGAUGGAGGAGCUGGAGUGGACACUUGUGAAGACCCUCCAUCCUCAGCCUGGACCUCCCACUCCUCCCACCUCAGUUUGGGCAGCCCUGUUUUCCCCAGCAUUCAGGCCAGAACCUAUGGGUCACCCUCAACCCUUUUUCCUCCCACGUUGCCAGCUCUGUCAGCUCUGCCCUCAAAGUCUAUCCUGAAUCUGCCCACUGCUCCCUCCUCUGCCUCACCUGGUCCAGCCCAUCACCACCCAGCUGAACCAGUGUAGAUGCUUCCACCCUGGUCCCCACCUUCCACAUACUGUCUUCCUGGGCACAGCAGAAGAGGGCGCCUGUGAGCACCGGAGUCAGGCCACCCCUCCUCUGUCCACUGCCCUCCAGGGCUCCCAACCCCCUGCCCCGGGGGCGUAAAAGCCCAAGUCCUCCACAAGGCCCUGCACAGCUUGCUCUCAACCUCUCCCCACCCCCUCUUACGCUCCUGGUAAAUGAACUAACAAAUGAGUCACACUCACGAACAGGGGUGCAGGCUCUGAAUGACCAUGACUGCCAACCCAUUGGCCACUUUAUCUGAAAAACUCAUGGCACCGUACACAAAGGCUCCGCUGUGCUGGGGGGACACAGGCAGGGGCAUUAGCACCCAUGGUCUGGGCCCUGGGCCCCAACCCUCACCCAGCCUUGCCCACCAGUCCUACCGUGUGGGGACCGAUGAGGUCAGCUGUCAUGGCCAGUGAGGUGACGAGGAUGGUGGCACAGCCCAAGCCCAGCAGCACUGCUGCGGCGUACACGGCCAUACCCAGCUCAUGCACCAGCGCCACCCAGGCCGCAAAGACCAGGAUUACCAGCAGGCCAGCGAAGUAAGUCAUCUGCAGAGGAGACUGGCAUCAGGCCCGCCUCACUGGGCAGCUCCCAGCCUGGCACCUGCCCUCUCUGAUCUUCGGUCCCCUGACCCCUGCCCCUAACCCCAGAGAGUGAGGGGGGUCAAGUUGGACCAUCGCUAAGGAAUCCCCACCUCUGACUUCAUCAGAGAUCAGAAGUUCUAGAAAGAGGUGGCUAUUUACAUCUUAAGUGCAAAUCCAUUAAAUUAAAUAACAUGAAACAUUCA